UGUUUACAUAUUAUAUUUAUAAAGUGAAGAUAGAUGCAUAUAUAUGUUACUGCGAAUAAAAAUAUUGUGCGCAUGAUCAAGUUAGAACGGACCCGUAAUUUCCGACGAUAGGAUUCGUCCGUUCGUCCGUCCAUCCGUCGUGCGUGAAAUGUCAAAAUGGCGUCUUCUCAGGACGCUUGGUAUCUCUCGUUGUUGGGUUUGGCCGAGAACUUUCGUACGUCAAAUCCGCCAAAUGUCAAAUCGUGCAUUCAGUGUCUACAGGCAGUUUUCCACUUCAAACCACCACCGCGCGUCGAGGCGCGCACUCAUCUUCAGCUUGGCAACAUCCUGCUCACGCACACGAAAAACAUCGAUUUGGCGCGAUCUCACUUAGAUCAAGCGUGGCGACUGAGUCAGAACAUAAAUACGUUCGACGAUGUGAAAUUUGAGGCAGCCAGUGUGGUUGCGGAACUGUACGAACAACAGCAACAGCCAAACCUAAGUAAACCAAUAUUAAGGAAGGCGAUAGAAUUAUCUCAGCACAAUGUUUACUGGCAUUGCAGGCUUAUCUUUCAACUCGCACAAAUUCAUGCUUCGGAAAAGGACUUUGUCGCAGCGAGCAGUCUACUUGCAGUGGGCGUGGAUUAUUCUCAUAUAAGCAACGCCAGUUACACCAGAGUACUCUUUCUUCUAUCUCGGUGUAUGCUCCUUCUAAUAGACAAAAAAUUCACAGAGGUUCAUCCUCUAUUAAAUUCAGCGGGACAUCAUGUAGAAAAUUGGCAAGGAAGUCCACAUCAAAAGGAAUAUCUCAAAGUUUAUUUUUUAGUUCUCCAAGUAUGUCACUACCUCAUGGCAGGGCAGGUGAAAAGUGUGAAACCUUGUUUAAAACAAUUGCAACAAAGCAUACAAACUAUAAUGUCUCCUAGUUGGCCGACUGAUGAUAUAGUUACAGGUUCCAACAUAGGAGAUAUGUUUAUAUGGAUGCCAAAAGAUCAUCUAUAUGUUUUGGUUUAUUUAGUAACUGUCAUGCAUUCUAUGCAAGCUGGCUAUAUGGAUAAAGCUCAGAAAUAUACUGAUAAAGCUCUUACUCAAAUUGAAAAACUGAAAAUUGUUGAUAACAAACCUAUUUUGUCUGUGUUUCAAUUAAUGCUUUUGGAACAUAUAGUUAUGUGUCGGCUUGUAAUGGGAAAUAAAAGUGUGGCUCUCGCGGAAAUUUCUCAAGCUUGUCAGCUUUGCAGGCGACAGCCUAGAUUACUUCAAGGCCAUAGACCACAAUUACAUGCAUUACUAGGUUUAUAUGCAAUGUCUAUGAAUAGUAUGGAAGCUGCAGAGGCUCAAUUUACUGCUGCACUCAGAAUAUCACAAGAGAGGGAACUCUGGACAUUCGCGAAUUUGAAUUUAGCAAUAGUAUAUCUCAGAACAAAAAGAGAAGCUGAACUAGGAGCAUUAUUAGAAAGGAUAAAUCCAGAAUCUUUGCCAUCACAUUCUCAUUCCUUGAGGGCAGCUGCAUAUUAUGUACAAGGACUUCAAGCUUUCUUUGGUGCUAGAUAUAAUGAAGCAAAACGGUAUCUUAGAGAAACAUUAAAAAUGGCAAAUUCGGAAGACUUGAAUAGACUCACUUCGUGUAGUCUUGUGCUUUUGGGACACAUAUUUCUUUCAUUGGGAAAUAGUAGAGAAUCAAUGAAUAUGGUUACACCUGCGAUGCAAUUAGCUUCUAAAAUACCUGAUGUGCAUGUACAAUUAUGGGCUACUGCCAUUCUUAAAGAUUUGUAUAGAAUUUGCGGUGAUCCUACUCGUGAAAGCGAAGCGUUUCAAAUGCACUGUACAUUUUCCCAAACCCUUUUGAAGGACCAUUUUCAGAGUACUCAAAUGAGUGAAUAUUCGCUUAUUCAUUGGACAGACGGUCCGGUGCCUGCGUUACCAACCAAUCCACCACCGUCUACGUCACAAGCAAUUCUCUAAUAACAUAAAAAGAUAUUUAAGUGUGUUUAUUUACUUAAACUGUCCAGAUUAUUCGCUGAAGCCGUAUAUAUUUGUAUUACUUAUUUAUUGGAUUGUAAAGUGUGAAAUUUGUUUCAGCAUCAUUCAAUUUCAGAUAUUAAGAUAAUUAUAACGAGUAAUUUAAAAAAUUCGGAAUUAAUUGUGAAUGAUGAAGAAAUGAAAGGAUUAUUGGAUAUAAUUUUUUUAAAUACGAUCUUUACAAAAAUAUGAGGCAACUAGUUAUAGCUGCAGAGCUCGUGUGAUAGUUUAUAAUAUUAUUUCAGUUAUCAAAAUUAUAUGGCAGGGACUGAUUAUUACAUUUAGAUCAUUGAUAUAUUUUGUUUAUUUCAAGUUUAUAUAAUUUAAUUUUUAUUUACAUUACAUUUUUUUAUAGAUUUAUACUCUCUAUAAGAGAGGGAUACAAAUAAUGAAUAUCACUAUGCAGAUCAGAUGCGUUUUUAAAAUUAUAUGACUCGUUCUGCCGCACAAUGUGUUUAAAUAAGAUUUGUACUGCACAUAUAAAAAGUAUAGUUCAUACAAGAAUAAAAACUUUUAUUUUUGUUUAAAAGUUCAUCAAUUUCAAAUUUUAAUAUGGACUUGCAAAAUUUUCUCUACACUGUCAAUCUACUAUGUUUAACAUGUUAGAAUUCUUGCAAAUAAAAAUUAACAUGUUAAGUUUUCAAAUUAAGAAGGGGAAUAUAUGUAUAUAAAAUUUAUUAUUUUUUAAAUUUAUAAUUACGAUAUUAUUGUAAAAAUGAAAAUUUUGUUGGAAGAAACACAAUCAACUUUUAAAUUGUUGUAAGUAAAGGAGAUGGGGAACAAAUAUCAAAAUUUAGAUUAAUUUUUGUAUAUAUUGGAUUAUAAUUUAUAGGUAUAAAAGGAAGAUGAAACUAAGCUAAACUUUCAGAUUUAAUAGAUUAUCUGAAUAAUUAUUAAAAUGAUUUUAUUGGUUUUUUUUUUAUUAUAAAUUUUCUUUUUUUUAAUGACCAAAGUAAACGUUAAUAUAAUUUGGCUGUGGACAUAACAGAAUAACAGCACGUUUAUUAAAUGGCAUAAUAGAGAAUGAUGGGUACAAAAAUUUGCAAAUCGAUAAAGCAAUUUUUUUUACCUAUUAUACAUCUAAGAUGUUUCUAUAUAUGUAUUUUAUUAAAAUUAUAUAUAUAGUAUGAAUAUGUAAUAAAAAUGUAAUUGUUAUUAGUAUUAAUUACAGUAAAUAAAAAAGGGGCCUUAGAAAAAAAUGUAACUUAAACGGCAAAGAAUUUUUGCUUAAAAUUCUUUGCUUUGUUUAAAUUACUCAGAACAUAUUUUGUACAUAUUUUUAAAAGUAAAACAAUACAUAUGCAAAUCCAAUGGAAAAAAAUAAUGUAAUAAAAAUACAGCUUUCUUUAAAUGUUUCACUGUUGCCGCAACAUAAAGACAGUACAAAUCUCGUAUUUUGUAGUUUAUUUCUUUACAUGUUAAGCAUUAUAUUAAUAAUGUAUAGGUGGUACUAUUCAGAUCAUUUAUAUAAUUAGAGUCCCUGAGAUAUUAUAUAUUGCUUUUUUCUGAAAAAAAUAAAAGAUAUAGAUAUCAGUCUA
This is a messenger RNA of Cataglyphis hispanica, 3536 nucleotides long. It is a transcript of the gene Mau2, whose product is annotated as MAU2 chromatid cohesion factor homolog. The record is from RefSeq and is a predicted model, not a curated record. NCBI's taxonomy places the organism in Eukaryota, Metazoa, Arthropoda, Insecta, Hymenoptera, Formicidae. Gene Ontology annotation, molecular function: double-stranded DNA binding; protein binding. Gene Ontology annotation, biological process: mitotic sister chromatid cohesion; maintenance of mitotic sister chromatid cohesion. Bases 157 to 1941 code for a protein of 594 amino acids. Gene Ontology annotation, cellular component: SMC loading complex; chromatin. The transcript is spliced from 8 exons.